AAACAAACAAACAAACAGAAGAUGAUGCGCAGGGUCUUUUGUUUGUGCAGACGUCAUAAUUUUGUCUCUGUCAGACAUGUCACAUGACGGGCGAAGACCUCGAGACAUUUCUUGGAGCCAGUCUUCUUUCUCGAAGCUUUCUCAGCCACUUCGAACAUCUGAAUGUCAACGGCUGCCAAGAACCAGGAAAUGAGAGACAGAGGCCUUUAUGAUGCUGCCUAAAUCAACAAGUGGCAGUGCGACAAGGCACAGUCAUCUCGAACAGCGACCAUGGUGGAUGACUCUGCGCUAAGGUGACAUUCCGAGAGCGAAUGCAACGGCGAAGAACCAUUAAAACCACUGAAAAGUGCUGCCUAAUCAGCCCUAUUCGACUGCCGGAAUCCGAAGAGGAAGAUGAUUGGCAGGGGAUGCUCCACUAGAACUGCUGGAAUGGAGACGCUGAAUUCCACAGACUUCCGUCAUUAUAUUACUCCACGGCGGUAUCCUUCUGUGCUGCCUUUUGGACGCCAUUCCCUGUCUUUCCCUCCGUUUCCUAUCCACUGCUACCACUAUGAAGGUCGCCCUGCUCACCUUAGCAGCGGGCUUGGCCAAUGCCGCCUCGAUCGCCGUCACUCCACGCGCGUUCCCCAAUGCUCCUAAUGAAUAUGCUCCCGCCAAUGUUUCCUGUCCGUCCACUCGCCCCAGUAUCCGCAGUGCUGCUGCGCUGUCGACCAAUGAGCGAGACUGGUUGCAAGUGCGUCGGAAUGAGACCCUUCAGCCCAUGAAGGAUUUCCUCGGCCGGCUCAAUCUGAGCUCCUUUGAUGCCUCUGGGUACAUUGAUCGUCAUAAAAGCAAUGCAUCAAACAUUCCAAACGUAGCCAUUGCCGUUUCGGGUGGUGGCUAUCGCGCUUUGACCAACGGUGCCGGUGCUAUCAAGGCAUUCGAUAGCCGUACCUCCAACUCCACAGCCCGUGGACAACUCGGAGGUCUACUACAGUCCGCCACGUAUCUAUCGGGCCUGAGUGGUGGCGGAUGGCUUGUAGGCUCCGUGUACAUCAAUAACUUCACCACGAUCGGGGACCUGCAGGCCAGCGACAAGGUCUGGGAUUUCAAGAACUCGAUCCUGGAAGGUCCUGAUGUAAAACAUUUCCAACUGAUCAACACGGCCGCCUACUGGAAGGAUCUGUACGAUGCUGUGAAGGACAAGAAAAAGGCCGGCUUCAAUACGUCGUUGACCGACUACUGGGGCCGCGCUCUGUCCUAUCAGUUCAUCAACGCGACCACCGACGAUGGUGGUCCCAGUUAUACAUGGUCGUCGAUUGCCCUGGCCGACGAUUUCAAGAAGGGUAAGAUGCCCAUGCCUAUCCUGGUCGCCGAUGGCCGCAACCCGGGCGAAAUAGUCAUCGGUAGCAACUCAACCGUGUAUGAAUUCAAUCCAUGGGAAUUUGGCUCUUUUGAUCCGUCUGUAUACGGCUUUGCCCCAUUGGAGUAUCUCGGAUCAAAUUUCGAGAACGGUGAACUCCCCAAGGGGGAAAAGUGCGUGCGCGGCUUUGACAAUGCGGGUUUCGUUAUGGGAACCAGCUCGUCCCUGUUCAACCAGUUCAUCCUGCGUCUGAAUGGCACUGAUAUCCCUGAUUUCCUCAAGGAGGCUAUUGCCGACGUCUUGGAGCAUCUGGGUGAGAAGGAUGACGAUAUUGCAGUCUAUGCACCCAACCCCUUCUACAAAUACCGCAACUCGACAGCGGCAUAUUCGUCGACCCCAGAGCUGGACGUGGUCGACGGAGGCGAAGAUGGACAGAACGUGCCUCUCCACCCAUUGAUCCAGCCCACCCGCAACGUGGAUGUGAUCUUUGCCGUCGAUUCAUCCGCUGAUACGGAGCAUAGCUGGCCCAACGGGUCCUCUCUGAUCUAUACCUAUGAACGUAGUUUGAAUACAACGGGUAUCGCCAACGGGACCUCCUUCCCUGCGGUGCCCGAUGUCAACACAUUCCUCAACCUCGGCUUGAACAAACGCCCAACCUUCUUCGGAUGCGACUCGUCCAACACCAGCAGCCCGACCCCGUUGAUCGUCUACCUGCCCAACGCCCCUUACACCGCGGAGUCCAACACCUCGACCUUCCAGCUGGCAUAUAAAGACCAACAACGCGACGAUAUCAUCUUGAACGGCUACAACGUCGUGACCCAGGGCAAUGCCAGUACCGACGCGAACUGGCCGUCAUGCGUUGGGUGUGCCAUUCUCCAGCGAUCCACGGAACGUACGAACACUAAGCUUCCUGAUAUCUGCAAUACCUGCUUCCAGAAAUACUGCUGGGACGGCAAGACCAACUCCACCACGCCGGCGGCCUAUGAACCGGAGCUGCUAAUGGCGUCGUCAACUUCCGGGGCGUCGAAGGGUCAACUGAAUCGCACAGCUGCAGUCAUCGCGUUCGCGGUCAUGUUCUUUAUGACGAUCUAAAUGUCUGUGCCUUGUUCUGGGAUACGUUAUGCCGUGGCGUAGUAUGCCUUAUGAAUGCUUCCACUGAUUUAUUAUCUGCUAUCGCAAAAUUCUGAAUAUUCCCUCCUUGCAUUGACUGUUUACUAGCGUAUGUCGAAUUGAGUGUACCUUAAAUACAGAACUUGGCGAUUUCUCUGUUGUUCAUCCGAGAAUAUACCUCAAGUCAUAAUUAUUUCUA
Messenger RNA from Aspergillus pseudonomiae, 2651 nucleotides. RefSeq names its product lysophospholipase family protein. The record is from RefSeq and is a predicted model, not a curated record. Gene Ontology annotation, molecular function: A2-type glycerophospholipase activity. The transcript has 2 exons. NCBI's taxonomy places the organism in Eukaryota, Fungi, Ascomycota, Eurotiomycetes, Eurotiales, Aspergillaceae. The coding region runs from base 551 to 2434 and encodes 627 amino acids. Gene Ontology annotation, cellular component: intracellular membrane-bounded organelle; cytosol. Gene Ontology annotation, biological process: glycerophospholipid catabolic process.